AUGGAGCGGGUGCGCUGGCAGGUGGUGGCGGCGGCGGCCGUGGGGCUGGCGCUGGCCCUGGAGGCUCUGCCCGCGGCGCUGCGCUGGUUGCGUGUCGGACGGCGGCGGAGGCCCCGGCACGAGGUGCUCUUCUUCCCGUCGCAGGUGACCUGCACCGAGGCCCUGCUGCAGGCCGCGGGGCCCGGGCCCUCGGCGCCCCCCGCGGGCUGCCAGUGCAGCCUGCCCCACGGCGAGAGCUCGCUGAGCCGCCUGCUGCGCGCCCUGCUGGCCGCCCGCGCCAGCCUCGAGCUCUGCCUCUUCGCCUUCUCCAGCCCGCAGCUCGGCCGGGCCGUGCAGCUGCUGCACCAGCGCGGCGUGCGCGUCCGCGUCGUCACCGACUGCGACUACAUGGCCCUCAAAGGCUCGCAGAUCGGCCUGCUCCGCAAGGCAGGUAUCCCGGUUCGGCACGACCAGGACCUGGGCUACAUGCAUCACAAGUUCGCCAUAGUGGACAAGAAGGUGCUGAUCACCGGCUCCCUCAACUGGACCACACAGGCCAUCCAGAACAACCGGGAGAACGUGCUCAUUUUGGAGGACGAAGACUUCGUGCGGCUGUUCCUGGAGGAAUUCGAGCACAUCUGGGAAGAGUUCAACCCUGCCAAGUACACCUUUUUCCCGCAGAAGAGGAGGAGUCACUGA
Molecule: messenger RNA, 678 nt
Organism: Pipistrellus nathusii (Nathusius's pipistrelle)
Lineage: Eukaryota; Metazoa; Chordata; Mammalia; Chiroptera; Vespertilionidae
Source: the annotation of a GenBank genome assembly